AUGCUAUGUUCUAUUUUCUUCAAGAGUGAAUUAACAGAUUUGGGUGUUUGUGUAAAAAAUGCACGGAAAAAUUAUGGUCAUUGGUGGAAAUCAAUAACAGUUUUACGUGAUAUAAAUAUUACUGUUCCAACAGGAAUAAUAUAUGGUUUAUUGGGUCCAUCAGGAUGCGGAAAAACAACUCUUUUACGAUGCAUUGCUGGCCGUUUAGAAUUAAAUCGAGGAGAAUUUGGUGGUCAACAACGUUGUGUAUCAUUAGCAUGUGCUCUUCUUCAGCAACCUCAAUUAUUAAUUCUUGAUGAACCAACUGUUGGAGUUGAUCCUUUACUUCGAGAAAAUGUCAGUUUUUUUAUUGGUCGUAAUGCUGAACAUAUCCCAAUGGCACUUUAUAAUAGUGAAGCAGUAAAUGGAUUUUCAACAGGAUAUUUAAGUUUACAAAUUAUAAAUAAAUUAAAUCUCGAUCAAAUUCAUUUAAUAUGUUGA
Rotaria sp. Silwood1 is the source of this 480-nucleotide messenger RNA. The record is from the annotation of a GenBank genome assembly. Lineage: Eukaryota; Metazoa; Rotifera; Eurotatoria; Philodinida; Philodinidae.